AUGCCGCCUAGUUUUAAUCCAGAAAGUUACGAACACUUAAUUUUGCUAUCUUGUAAGUACUCACACGACAUCAUCAGUGCUGAGAACAGGAAAGUUCUAAAGACUCAUGAGUUGUCUGGGCUCGAUGAGAAUGAGCUGCGAGUCCUGCUUCUCCAAAACGACCCUUUUCUCCUCCCUGAUGUCUGCCAAUUUUACAACAGAAAGGGUUCUACCUGCAGCCAGCACAACAACUGCAACAAGCUUCAUAUUUGUCGACACUUUCUCCAAGGGGACUGUAGAUUUUUUCCAUGCAAGAUAUCCCAUAACCUCUUGCACACCCAUGCAUUGAGAGUGUUGGAAACUGGAGGCAUUGAUGUGAACAUAGCUUCAAACAUCCAGGCUAUAUAUGAUUACAAGCAUCUGGAAUUCAUCAAGGAACUGAAGAAGGGAAAAAAUAAAAAAGAUGAUUCCUCUGCUAAAGUUUCGAAGGACAAUAAAGAAGACAAGUGUGAUGAGCUAUGCGUGUUCUAUGUCUGGAAGUACUGCAAACAUAGAGAUAAAUGCAAAUUUGUUCAUUACCAUUUGCCGUAUCGAUGGCAAAUACAUGAUGGGAGCACCUGGAAUGACCUUCCCAUGAUGGAGGAAAUUGAAAAGGCCUACUGUGACCCAAAAAACAGCAGCAUAGCAAGUAAGAGCAUUGAUUUCCAGACAAUGACCCAGUCAUGUUCUUUGCUUCGACGCCUCUCUACGCCAUCAUCAGUCACAAAACCCACAUUUGUAUUGACCACGCAGUGGAUUUGGUAUUGGAAGAAUGACCAAGGCCAGUGGAUUGAAUAUGGAGAACAGGGAGAAGGGGAUAGUGUCAGCUCACCAUCUUCUGAUGUUAUGGAGAAUUUGUAUCUAGCAGAUCCAGAUGCCACCGUAUCUUUCCAGGCUGGCUUGCAACAUUACCAGCUCAAUUUUAAAGAAAUGACCCAGACAAACAUGUCUUCUAAAACUCGAAGACAGGUCUGCAGGCGACCAAAGUUUGUGUCUGCUGAAGAUGUGCAGAAGAUAAAGAAAGGCCAGAGGGAUUCUUCUAUUCCAAAUCAAACCUGUCCCAGCCACUGGGAUCCAUCUGCACUGCCUGACUUGGGAUACAAGGCAGUGGAGAUCAGUAAUACAACCUCUGAAUACAACAGAAUAAAGGAGCUGUUUCUUCAGACUAUGAAAAACUACAAUGUCCUUAAAAUACAGAGGAUUCAGAAUCCAUCCCUCUGGAAAGUGUUUCAGUGGCAAAAGGAGCAGAUGAAGAGGGAAAGUGGAGGGAAGGAAGUAAACGAAAAGCUCCUGUUCCACGGAACCGACGCCUCCUUCAUGAAAGCCAUCUGCAUUCACAACUUUGACUGGAGAAUUUGUGGAAGCAAUGGAACUAACUACGGAAAGGGGAGUUACUUUGCUAGAGAUGCUUCCUAUUCCCAUGCAUACUGUCAGCCUGCGAUGAAAACAAACAUCAUGUUCGUGGCUCGUGUAUUGGUUGGAGAUUAUAUUAAGGGCAAUGCAGCCUAUGUUCGCCCCCCGACAAAGUCUUUUGACAGGCUUCGGUUUUAUGACAGCUGCGUGGACGACGAGUUAAAUCCUUCCAUUUUUGUUGUCUUUGAAAAACACCAGAUUUACCCAGAGUAUAUAAUAGAGUAUAAGCAGGAUGAAAAAAAAUGUAUUAUAUCGUAG
Molecule: messenger RNA, 1689 nt
Organism: Nipponia nippon (crested ibis)
Lineage: Eukaryota; Metazoa; Chordata; Aves; Pelecaniformes; Threskiornithidae
Source: RefSeq, a predicted model, not a curated record